Molecule: messenger RNA, 1731 nt
Organism: Fulvia fulva
Lineage: Eukaryota; Fungi; Ascomycota; Dothideomycetes; Mycosphaerellales; Mycosphaerellaceae
Product: Alpha,alpha-trehalose-phosphate synthase [UDP-forming]
Exons: 2
Coding region: 1-1731 (576 amino acids)
Biological process (GO): cellular response to heat; trehalose biosynthetic process
Cellular component (GO): cytosol; alpha,alpha-trehalose-phosphate synthase complex (UDP-forming)
Molecular function (GO): alpha,alpha-trehalose-phosphate synthase (UDP-forming) activity
Source: RefSeq, a predicted model, not a curated record
AUGCAGCCAUUCAUCACGACACCCGGUCACGGGCCUUAUACGGGCUUUUCAGAUGGCGACACAUCCACCUACAUACAGGACUAUGUUCAGGCAAGUGACAGCACCACCACAAACGGCAAAAUGCCUUCGUUCGAAGAAGCACCUUCGCCUAAGGGGCGACUGCUGCUCAUCUCCAACCGGCUGCCAAUCACCAUCAAGCGCUCUGAUGAGGGCAACUAUGCCUUCUCCAUGUCUUCUGGCGGCCUUGUAGCUGGUCUAUCUGGUCUUGCUAAGACGACCAAAUUCCAGUGGUACGGCUGGCCAGGUGUUCAACUUCCCGAGAACGAGAUUCCACAUGUCAAGAAGCGACUCGACGAGGAGUUCAACGCUUCGCCGAUCUUCAUGGAGGAGGAACUGUCCGAGCGCCACUACAACGGCUUCUCAAACUCGAUAUUGUGGCCGCUCUUCCACUACCAUCCUGGUGAGAUCACAUUCGACGAGUCCGCCUGGGACGGCUACGUGGAGGCCAACCGACUGUUCGCAAAGGAAAUUGCCAAGGACGUACAGGACAAUGACUUGGUAUGGGUUCACGACUACCACCUCAUGCUUCUUCCAGCCAUGCUUCGGGAAGAGAUUAACAAGGCUGGCGAGAACAAGCCAAAGAACGUCAAGUUCGGAUUCUUCUUGCACACCCCGUUCCCGUCCUCAGAGAUCUAUCGGAUCCUGCCUGUACGGAACGAGAUCUUACAAGGUAUCCUGCACUGCGACCUCGUCGGCUUCCACACCUACGAUUACGCGCGACACUUCCUGUCUUCGUGUGCGAGGAUACUAGGACUGCCAACAACACCCAACGGAGUCGAAUUCCAGGGCAAGCUCGUGACGGUCGGUGCCUUCCCAAUCGGUAUUGAUCCAGAGAAGUUCGUCCAAGGUCUCCAAAAGGACAACGUCAAGGACCGAAUUGAGUCUCUCAAGAAGAAGUUCGAUGGCGUGAAGAUCAUCGUUGGUGUUGACCGACUCGACUACAUCAAGGGCGUGCCACAGAAGCUGCAUGCACUUGAAGUCUUCCUUACCGAGCAUCCCGAAUGGAUCGGCAGAGUCGUCCUUGUACAGGUCGCCGUUCCAUCGAGACAGGACGUCGAGGAGUACCAGAACCUCCGCGCUGUGGUCAACGAACUUGUUGGCCGCAUCAACGGCAAAUUCGGCACUAUCGAGUUCAUGCCAAUCCAUUUCAUGCACAAGAGCGUCAAUUUCGACGAGCUCACGGCACUUUACUCUAUCAGCGACGUUUGCCUUGUUAGCUCGACACGAGAUGGCAUGAACCUGGUGUCCUACGAGUACAUCGCUUGCCAGGAAGAGCGACAUGGUUCUCUCAUCCUCUCCGAGUUCGCUGGUGCUGCUCAGUCACUGAAUGGUGCCCUCAUUGUCAACCCAUGGAACACCGAAGAGCUUGCGGAUGCGAUUCACGACUCGGUCACCAUGAACGACGAGCAGCGCUCAAUCAACUACCAGAAGCUGGCCAAGUACGUCAACAAGUACACUUCUGCUUGGUGGGGAGAGAGCUUCGUAUCGGAGCUCACACGCAUCUCGGAGCAAGCAGAGAAGAAGUUGAAAGUCCGACGCCAGAGCACAGUAGACGGACCGGACGUUAGCCUGACAGACGGACAAGAGAAGUCAUCCGAACACCCUGCAUCCGCCGCCAAUGGAGUCAACAACCAGGCGGUUACAAGUGCGAGUGGUGAAGCGGAUAAGUAA